AGCAACUUCUCCGAACUUGUUACCUUUUUAGGAAUUACCUUGUCAUGGUAUACAGAGGAAAAAUCAGCAUGGGGUGUGCGUUGUGCCGGAAGCGACGGCUACGAUGCAACCGAGGCCAGCCAUCUUGUUCACAGUGCUUGAGAGUGGGUCAAGAGUGCUCCGGAUAUCGAGAUCCUAAUACCCUGAGGGUCUACGAUCAGAGCGCGGAAGUUGUGUCCAAAGCUCAAGCCCGCCAUAGUGCCGGCCGCAGGUGUGGUCCCACCAAAACGUCGCCUGCUGAAGAGUUGCCUUCUACACCACCCUUGAUCUAUUCGCCCAUCUCAGACGACCAGCGAGCCAUGUCUUAUGUCAUCCCCUACUAUAUUGGCACUGACCAAAAUCAGGGCUUACUUUCUUUUUUGCCAAGCCUAUUGAUGAAUGACCCCUCUCCUGCGUUACAAGCCUCAGCCAAGGCCAUAGGGCUGUUGGGGAGGAAGAGCAGGCCUCACUUGAAAAGGCUGGCCAGGGAAGAAUAUGGUAUUGCCUUGUGUGCUACAAAUAGCGCGUUAAGAAAUCCAAAAACAGCUACAUCGGAUUCCACCUUGGGGGCCGUGUUAUUGCUGAGCUUGCAUGAGCUGAUAACAUCACAAAUCGUGGAAAUGAGCGGUGGCUGGAAGAAUCAUGCUCACGGGGCAGCCAAGCUCCUUGAACUGCGAGGUGAAGAGCAGUUAAACUCGCCUGUAGGGCUAGAGUUAUUUACGGUUGUGCGCUUUCAGAAUGUAAUCAGCAGUGUCUUCUUCAGACUGGGGUGCCAGGUCCACAAUUCACCAACGAUUGCGGCAUUGUCUGAAAUCGCAAGGUCCAAACGAAAUGAACAUACGCGGCCAAUUGAAAGCCUGUACGAUAUGCUCAUCGAGCUGAACAAUCUAGCUAUCGAAGUUGAUGAAGCGCACCUCCAAAGUGACCUCGGGAAGCAACAGUUUUUGAUUGAGAGAUGCGUUUUUCUUGAUGCCAGUCUCCAGGCGUGGACUACAUCGCUGAGUCCCGCGUGGUCUUAUACCGUCAUCGAUGACCCGCGUUCCCAUUUGCCAAGAUUUACCUAUCCUCCCAUUUAUGAUGAUAGAUACCACAUUUACCACGGUGUCUCCAUUGCUGCAAUGUGGAAUAAUUAUCGCCAAAUGCGCAUCGUCCUCAAUGAGAUGAUUAGGAUGAUGGCUCUGCGCCGGUUGAGGUUACAAUCCGUUCCGCAAUACCAGCAGAUCAUAUCUCGGUCUGCUGGCAUUAUUGAUCACAUGGCAGGUGAUAUUUGCGAUAGCAUUCCAUACUAUCUUAUAUCCGGUGAAGUAGGUCUUGGAAGCAUAUACCGGGUGGUGUGGCCUCUAUUUAUUGCAGGCCGAUGCGCAGCUUCAGGGUCUCGGGUCAAAGAAUGGGCUAUGCAAAUUCUCGACCUCAUUGGGAACCUUACCGGGAUUCAGCAGGCGAUUGACCUGUCACAGCUACUCAAGCAGAGAAGACCAGCCAGUGUGAUUCCCGGAGGGGACCUGAUUACCGAGUCACUCUUUAACCGGGCAGCCAGGCUGUCUCGGUAGUGACUAGUAAACCGGUCUAAAAUCUAACCAACGAACUUAGUUAUAAUACGCUCAUGAUGGGUAAUCAAUAUGAAGAACAGCCAU
This is a messenger RNA of Aspergillus heteromorphus CBS 117.55, 1652 nucleotides long. RefSeq names its product Zn(II)2Cys6 transcription factor. Gene Ontology annotation, molecular function: DNA-binding transcription factor activity, RNA polymerase II-specific; zinc ion binding. Gene Ontology annotation, biological process: regulation of DNA-templated transcription. The transcript has 4 exons. Bases 45 to 1568 code for a protein of 507 amino acids. The record is from RefSeq and is a predicted model, not a curated record. Lineage: Eukaryota; Fungi; Ascomycota; Eurotiomycetes; Eurotiales; Aspergillaceae.